AUGGGUGAUGCCCUUCAUAAAAGCCACUUGAACCUUUGCCUUGACCGCUGUCGCACCCCUCCUCCCCGCGGGCAGAGCGCGUUGGCGUGCGUUCGGCCCGGGGAGUGCGGGUUCCUGCUGUGGUGUGUGCGGGGGUCACACCCGUCCAGUCCUCUCCCUUCACAGACGAGUCUGGCCUGGCUCCAGGGUUCCGAUGGUGGAGGUGUAUGUCUUCAUGAAGAAAUCAUUGACUUUUACAAGUAUAUGUCUCCCAGACGUGAAGAAGAGAGAAUGCGGAUGGAAGUGGUGAACAGGAUAGAAAACGUCAUAAAAGAGCUCUGGCCUAAUGCAGAUGUGCAGAUAUUUGGAAGCUUUAAAACUGGUUUAUAUUUACCUACAAGCGAUAUUGAUUUAGUUGUGUUUGGAAAAUGGGAGACGUUACCUCUUUGGACCCUGGAAGAAGCUCUUAGAAAGCACAAUGUAGCAGAUGAAAACUCAGUAAAGGUUUUAGACAAAGCAACUGUACCUAUUAUCAAACUGACAGAUUCCUUCACAGAAGUGAAAGUUGAUAUAAGCUUUAAUGUACAGAAUGGGGUGAAAGCAGCCCAGCUCAUCAAAGACUUUAUCAAG
Eurypyga helias (sunbittern) is the source of this 609-nucleotide messenger RNA. Its product is annotated as non-canonical poly(A) RNA polymerase PAPD5-like. Gene Ontology annotation, biological process: RNA 3'-end processing. The transcript has 6 exons. Lineage: Eukaryota; Metazoa; Chordata; Aves; Eurypygiformes; Eurypygidae. The annotation marks the transcript as partial. The record is from RefSeq and is a predicted model, not a curated record. Gene Ontology annotation, molecular function: poly(A) RNA polymerase activity; mRNA binding. Gene Ontology annotation, cellular component: nucleolus; TRAMP complex.